This is a messenger RNA of Humulus lupulus (European hop), 1760 nucleotides long. RefSeq lists its product as uncharacterized. The coding region runs from base 367 to 1578 and encodes 403 amino acids. NCBI's taxonomy places the organism in Eukaryota, Viridiplantae, Streptophyta, Magnoliopsida, Rosales, Cannabaceae. The transcript has 15 exons. The record is from RefSeq and is a predicted model, not a curated record.
UUUGUUUUGCAACCAAACGGCGCCCAUAUUUCCCUCAAAAGUGAAAAUGAGCAACAACAACCAUGUUCAAUUCAUUCAAAUUAUUAAUCAUUUCCAACAAAUUCAAAUCUAAGCUACGCUAAGAAGACAAACAACUAGGUUUUCAUCUUUUUCUUUCUUAAUUUUCUCAGAUUCAGAGUGGUACUUCUUGAUCCUGAUCAACUAACGGUUGGUUUGUCAAUUGUGAUGAGAGCUAUUUGUUCAAUUUCGAAGCACCGAGGAGCUAUAUAGUUUUGAUGAGUGCAUCGACUGCUUGAGCAGCUUUUACUUGCUGGGCCAACCUGAACUGUACAUUUGUGAUUGUAAAGUUGGAAUAAAUUGACCAAUAUGGUAAAUCCAUUACGAGGGGGAGUUAUAAGAAAACCAAAUGAAACAAUGAGGCUAGUUGUGACAACUUUCAUUGGAGUUGUAUUUGGCUUCUUUUUAGGAGUAUCAUUUCCAACACUCUCAUUAACUAAGAUGAACCUCCCGUCCGGCCUCUUUCCUUCAAUUGACCUUACAUAUAUUGAGGACAAGUACUCAGGCCUGUCAACACGAGCUUUUUUCAAAGCUUUCUCCUCUUUAAGGGGUAACAGAGGCGGUUUCAGUCAAGUUUACUCUUUCAAUGAUACAAAGAUCUGGGUUCCAACAAAUCCUCGUGGGGCUGAAAGACUACCACCUGGCAUAGUUGCUUCUGAGUCAGAUUUCUAUCUUCGCCGAUUGUGGGGUCUGCCCAGUGAGGAUUUAACCAUCACACCAAAAUACCUCGUCACUUUUACCGUUGGUUAUAGCCAGAAAAAAAAUAUCGAUGCCGCAGUUAAAAAGUUUUCAGAGAAUUUCACCAUUCUGUUGUUUCACUAUGAUGGUCAAACAAGUGAAUGGGAAGAGUUUGAGUGGUCAAAGAGGGCUAUCCAUGUGAGCGUUCCGAAGCAAACUAAAUGGUGGUAUGCAAAACGUUUUUUGCAUCCUGACAUCGUUGCAGCUUAUGAUUACAUCUUUUUGUGGGACGAGGAUCUCGGUGUCGAGCACUUUAAUGCAGAGGAGUAUAUAAAAUUGGUAAAGAAACAUGGUUUGGAGAUUUCACAGCCGGGAUUGGAACCAAAUAAGGGAUUGACAUGGCAGAUGACAAAAAGGAGAGGUUAUAGUGAAGUUCAUAAAGAUACAGAGGAGAAGCCUGGUUGGUGUAGUGAUCCACAUUUGCCACCAUGUGCAGCAUUUGUUGAGAUUAUGGCAACUGUGUUCUCGCGUGAUGCAUGGCGUUGCGUUUGGCAUAUGAUUCAGAAUGACUUGGUACACGGAUGGGGUCUGGACUUUGCCCUCAGAAAAUGUGUCGAGCCUGCUCAUGAGAAGAUAGGAGUUGUAGAUUCACAGUGGAUUGUUCAUCAAAGUGUUCCUUCACUUGGGAACCAAGGGAAAUCAGAAGCUGGGAAACAACCAUGGGAAGGGGUGAGGGAGAGGUGUAGAAAGGAAUGGAGAAUGUUUCAAGACCGGCUGUCCAGUGCUGAGAAAGCUUACUUUGAUUCAAUGGGAAUUGACCCAUCAAACUCAACAGCUCGUUAGAUUAGUUGGGGAGGUGGAUUUGAAUCAUGCAAACCAGAAUAUAUAGAGAGUUGACAUUUACCUACCACCCCUAUUGUACUUAAAUCUAGUCAUGUAUACCCAUAAAUGUUUUAGUUGUAACACUAUGUUCCUCUUCCUGGAUUUUUUUUUCCCCAGAAAAUCCAAUCUGCAUUAUUUUAUUA